Messenger RNA from Pecten maximus, 3491 nucleotides. Its product is annotated as AP-1 complex subunit sigma-2. NCBI's taxonomy places the organism in Eukaryota, Metazoa, Mollusca, Bivalvia, Pectinida, Pectinidae. The record is from RefSeq and is a predicted model, not a curated record. Gene Ontology annotation, molecular function: clathrin-cargo adaptor activity. Gene Ontology annotation, biological process: intracellular protein transport; vesicle-mediated transport. Gene Ontology annotation, cellular component: AP-1 adaptor complex; membrane coat; intracellular membrane-bounded organelle. The transcript has 6 exons. The coding region runs from base 148 to 621 and encodes 157 amino acids.
GAGUACACUACCGGAAACGAGACGCUGGAAAGAGAGGUGUUGGCACAGAGAAAUGUGAAGUGGCAACAUAAAUUAGUGGCCUUGAUAUAUUUCAAAGGCUGAAUAAUUGUUUGAAUACAGAAGUAGCUUUGGCAAUAAAACCCAACUAUGAUGCAGUUCAUGCUCCUGUUUAGUCGGCAGGGGAAGCUGCGAUUACAGAAAUGGUACACAGCUCACACUGACAAAGCCAAGAAGAAGAUAACUCGGGAACUCAUUACGCUUGUGUUAGCACGUAAACCCAAAAUGUGUAGCUUUCUUGAGUGGAAAGAUCUGAAAAUAGUGUAUAAAAGAUAUGCUAGCUUAUACUUCUGUUGUGCUAUUGAGCCUGAAGACAAUGAACUCCUUACACUAGAGGUCAUUCAUCGAUAUGUUGAGCUACUCGAUAAAUAUUUUGGAAGUGUGUGUGAACUAGAUAUUAUAUUUAACUUUGAGAAAGCCUAUUUUAUGCUGGACGAAUUACUAUUGGGAGGAGAGGUCCAGGAUACCAGUAAGAAGAAUGUUCUGAAGGCCAUCGCAGCACAGGAUUUACUUCAGGAGGAUGAGGCACUUGAAAACGCUCUUCAAGAGUAUGGAUUAUGUUAGAACACGGAGCAGGAAGGGGAGAGCACUCCGGGGAGGAGACCCCGCAAGGAUUUUUCGAGGACCAUGGCCUUGGAUGAAUGCGCAUGGGCAUGUUUCAAUAGUCUAUCCAGCUACACGCAGUAGAACAAAUAUAAAUUGUUUCUCAGUAAUAUUAUGGGUUUUUUUUUUAUGUUUUUGCGGUUGUCAAUGGGAUUGUUUUCUCUCUGGUAAUUUUUUAAAACAUUUUAUACAGAAUUGAAAUGAUAGUAGCUGUUGUAAGGAAACAACUGUUAUAUCUGGACCAGUUAACCAGUUAAUAGAACUCAUAGAUUCUCUGAAAAUUUUGAAUGAAAUAAUUUUGCUUUAUUAAAAAAAAAAAAUGUGGAUUCAUUUCAAACGAAGAUGAUACUUAAUACAGUGUUGAAUACAUUAUCUAGUACAGUUUUGGAACAUCAGUGCUAAAUAGUUUACAUGGAUUAUCAAAAUUUACUAUUUUGGCCAAAUGGUUAAAGGUAAGCUUUAAGUUUCCAAGGGUUUGUAACAGAUCAGCUUGAUGUUCUGUAAAUUGUAAGUCCGGUGUAUUUUUAUCACAUUGUUACGAGGUUGCUACCUGACUUGUUGUCAGAUGUCAUGUAUAACAAAAGAUUAAUAUUGCUUUCUUUAAAGAUUUAGUUUCACUGAUAUUUGGGGGUUUUUUCCCACAAAAAUCAAAGAAGUAUUAAGUUUUUCAGUAAACCAAAAAGCAAAAAUAAAGCCAAGACAUAAAUGAUAGAAUAAACGUUUCCAACAUAACUUGGUCAGAUGUACAUGUGGGAAUUGUCUGUUCAAGACCAAUCCAUCUUAUAUAGUAUAUAAUACUAUAGGUACACAUAUAAUAAGGCUUUUUGAAAAUUUGGAGAAAAAAAAUGGUAGUGUGCACAAGCUAAUUGAGUGUUAAACACUUAAUUUACAUUCCAGAAUUAUCACACUAAUUAAUUGUUAGAAAAGUCUGUUAAUAAACAUUCCAGAAUAUUACCACAUUUAUUUAUUGACAUUCCAGAAUUAUCACAUAAUUACAUGUAAUUGCUAAAAAUGUCUGUUAAUUGACAUUCCAGAAUAACCACAUUAAUUAAGUACAACAGUCACAUGAUAAGUGUUAUUUAACUGUUAGAUGUUUAUAAUUGUUUGUAACUGGGCAAGUUAUAGUAAUGAACCUGUGCUGAUAAUUGUAUGAGGGGUUUCUAUUGUUCCAAACAUUGUAACUAUAAAACCUUGUUAUAAUGUCAUUGAUGGUGUAACUGGUAUGUAACGAGUUCUGCGAUUGGAGACCUUUAAAGAGGUCAUUAAGAAAUUAAAUGAAGGUUUAAUAGUCAUUAAUGAUUUGUUACGACUUCUGUCAUUGGAGGCCCUUAAAGCCGUCGUUAAGGAAAGGAUUAAUAAGUAACUAAUUGAGGAGCAUUAUAACAAGGUUUUAUGGUAGAUUAUGAUGAUGUGUUCUGUGUGAUGUUUAACAGCUUAUUUAUCAUGUUACCACUGUAAAUCAUUCCAGGAAAAAUAUUUAACACUUUGUAUUUGUCUUUCAAUUUGUAAUUAUUGUAAGUUAAAUUGACAAUAAGAUAUAACUAGUGCUUUCUUGCAUGUGCUUUGAACAAAAGAAAAGUUUUGAAUAAUUGUUGAAUUUUGACCAACUGUGUCACAUGGAUUAAAUGAUAAAAUUAAAUUGUUAUGCCCACUGUGACUGCUUUUAGUUUCCUCCAAUCCUAACAAUUUGGCAGGUGCUGAUAAGUUUGAAAUAUAUUCUUGUGUGGAAAAUGAAAUGAAAGUCACCUGUCUAUUUCAAUAUUAGCUAUCAAAAUAAACAAUGAUAAUGAGCAUAUAUUGCUUGUGCAAAUGCAUUGUUUUGUCACAGUUGCAAGUGUGUGAGAAUACUGAUAAAAAACUGUUGUAUUAAAUCCUAAUUAUCAUAUUUAAUGUGCUGUUUGGUGAUGUAUUUAAAAAAUUUCCUGUUGGAUUUUUAUGAGAUUAUGCUUUGAUGGAAUUGUAUGGAACUGCCGAGUUCUGUUGACAAACAUAUUUGUAUGGUUGCACUCUAAUAUAUCAGAUGUCGAUGUGCUUUAGCUAACUUACAUGAAAUGUAGAAAUGCUGAUAGUGUGUUUGUAAUUGGAUGCUGAUGUUUUGCAAGGAGGUUACCAUACGGUCUAACUUUGAUGAACAUUUUAAAUACCAAUGUAUUUUCCUCUUUUGAUUUUUUUCCUUAUCUCAAGAGUAAAUGUAACACAUUCUUUGCUAUUGAUAUGAUACUGAUUCUACUUGUUUUUGGAAAGUCCAACCUUGGUGCAUAUCAUGGUCAAAACAACUCUUUUUAAUUUCCUUUUUACCCAUUAUAGAUAUAAGCAUCUUUGAGAUGCUGUUCUAGAACAGGUAAUGUGUUCCCUAUAACAUAUUAUGCUGUUCUAGAACAGUUAUUUUGUUCCCUAUAACAUAUGUGACAUACAGCAUAGCAGCCGAUAUAGAAUAUAGAAAUAGAGGUUAAGGGCUCCAAUCUGUUCCUUGUAUGUUACAGAAUCUUAUAAUUCAGUUCAGGUCAAGAAUAGCCUCGAGCUCUGUGCCACGACCUAGUUAUGAAAUAUUUAAAACAGCAAAAUGAAAUGCGUUAAAUGCCGGUUGUUGACUGACAAACUUGUAGAUUUUUACUUGAAAUCAUGUAGUAAUGAACGUCACGCUAAGCCGCUAGAGACAAGAGGCAAAUCAAGGUCCGAGUAUUACCUUGGAAAUCCCUAUCUAAAGUGCAAGAUGCUUUGACGUUUUACCUCUAGCUAGGAAUGGUAGUUGCGGGAUAAGUUUGGCUUUCUGUUGUGCUAUUGAAUUUUGAUGUACCAAGAAAUCUCAUCAAUAAAUAUGUGGAGAUGUG